Messenger RNA from Cuculus canorus (common cuckoo), 3795 nucleotides. It is a transcript of the gene PC, whose product is annotated as pyruvate carboxylase. Gene Ontology annotation, cellular component: cytoplasm. NCBI's taxonomy places the organism in Eukaryota, Metazoa, Chordata, Aves, Cuculiformes, Cuculidae. Gene Ontology annotation, molecular function: metal ion binding; pyruvate carboxylase activity; ATP binding. The record is from RefSeq and is a predicted model, not a curated record. Gene Ontology annotation, biological process: gluconeogenesis; pyruvate metabolic process.
UAGAGGGGCUUGGGCAAAGAUGUUCCAGCUGUGGGUCCCCCGCGGGGGCCGGGCUCUGCUGGGGGGGCGGCUGCUGCGAGGCCCCCCCGGCCCCCGGCGCCCCAUCAGCUACCAGCCCAUCCGCAAGGUCCUGGUGGCCAACAGGGGUGAGAUCGCCAUCCGUGUGUUCCGGGCGUGCACGGAGUUGGGUAUCCGCACGGUGGCCGUGUACUCGGAGCAGGACACGGGGCAGAUGCACCGUCAGAAGGCGGAUGAGGCAUAUCUGGUGGGGCGGGGGCUGCCCCCCGUCCAGGCCUACCUGCACAUCCCCGACAUCAUCCGUGUCGCCCAGGAGAACGGCGUGGACGCCAUCCACCCGGGUUAUGGGUUCCUGUCGGAACGCGCCGACUUCGCCCAAGCCUGCUUAGACGCGGGGGUCCGGUUUGUGGGACCCCCCCCCGAAGUCGUCCGCAAGAUGGGAGACAAAGUGGAGGCGCGCAGCAUUGCCAUCGCUGCCGGGGUGCCAGUGGUGCCAGGGACGCCAGCGCCGGUGUCGGCUCUGGCCGAGGCUCAGGACUUCGCCACCCGUGUCGGCUUCCCCGUGAUCUUCAAGGCGGCGCACGGUGGGGGGGGGCGUGGCAUGAGAGUGGUGCGAGCCCCCGAGGAGCUGGAGGAGAGCUUCUCGCGCGCCUCUUCGGAAGCGCUGGCUGCGUUUGGCAAUGGGGAGCUCUUUGUUGAGAAGUUCAUUGAGCGGCCGCGACACAUCGAGGUCCAAAUCCUAGGAGACCAACAUGGGAACGUCGUCCACCUCUACGAGCGCGACUGUUCCAUCCAACGUCGCCACCAGAAGGUGGUGGAGAUCGCCCCGGCCGCUCGGCUGCACCCCGACCUCCGCGCUCGCCUCGCCCAAGACGCCGUCCGCCUCGCCCAGCAGGUGGGCUACGAGAAUGCGGGGACGGUGGAGUUCCUGGUGGACCAGCGCGGCGACUACUACUUCAUUGAGGUCAACUCCCGGCUGCAGGUGGAGCACACGGUGACCGAGGAGAUCACGGACGUGGACUUGGUCCACGCGCAGCUGCAGGUGGCGGCGGGGAAGUCUUUGCCGGAGCUGGGGCUGCGCCAGGAGAGCAUCCGCGUGAAUGGCUGCGCCAUCCAGUGCCGUGUCACCACCGAGGACCCCGCGCGCGGCUUCCAGCCCGACACCGGACGCAUCGAGGUGUUCCGCAGCGGCGAGGGCAUGGGCAUCCGGCUGGACGGCGCCUCGGCUUUCCAGGGUGCCCUCAUCUCACCUCAUUACGACUCGCUGCUCGUCAAAGUGGUGGCGCACGGCCCCGACCAGACGGCUGCCGCCGCCAAAAUGCGCCGCGCCCUUGCUGAGUUCCGCAUCCGCGGUGUCAAGACGAACAUCCCGUUCCUGCAGAAUGUGCUGGCGCACCCGCAGUUCUUGGGCGGCGCUGCUGACACGCAGUUCAUCGAUGAGAACCCCGAGCUCUUCCACCUUCAGCCUGGGCAGAACCGAGCCCAGAAGCUGCUGCACUACCUGGGUCACGUGAUGGUGAACGGGCCGAGCACCCCCCUGCCUGUCAAGGCCAAAGCAGCGCUGGUGGAGCCCACCCCCCCUCCGGUGCCCAUGGGGCCCCCCCCCGCAGGGCUGCGAGCCGUGUUGGAGCGCGAGGGCCCAUCAGGGUUCGCUCGGGCGCUGCGGGAGCAUCGGGGGCUGCUUCUCACCGACACCACCUUCCGCGACGCCCACCAGUCGCUUUUGGCCACACGGGUUCGUACCCGGGAUCUCGCCCGCAUCGCGCCCUUCGCUGCCCAUGCCCUCAGCCCCCUCUGCAGCAUGGAGACCUGGGGAGGUGCGACAUUCGACGUGGCCAUGAGGUUCCUGCACGAGUGUCCGUGGGAGCGACUGCGCGAGCUGCGGCGCCUCGUGCCCAACGUGCCCUUCCAGAUGCUGCUGAGGGGCGCGAACGCCGUGGGCUACAGCAACUACCCUGACAACGUCAUCCAUCGCUUCUGCGAGGUGGCAGUGGCCAACGGGAUGGACAUUUUCCGGGUCUUUGAUGCCCUCAACUACAUGCCCAACCUGGUGCUGGGGGUGGAGGCAGCCGGCCGGGCAGGGGCGGUGGUGGAGGCCGCCCUGUCCUACACGGGCAAUGUGGCCGACCCAUCCCGCACCAAGUACACCCUGGAGUAUUACCUGGGGCUGGCCCGGGAGCUGGUGGCCGCUGGCACCCACAUCCUCUGCAUCAAGGACAUGGCGGGUCUCCUGACACCGGAGGCCUCGCGGCUGCUGGUGGGGGCCUUACGGCAGGAGUUCCCCGAGAUCCCCAUCCACGUCCACACCCACGACACAGCUGGCGCUGCUGUGGCCUCCAUGUUGGCGGCUGCCCACGCCGGUGCCGACGUGGUGGACGUGGCUGUGGACGCCAUGGCCGGGAUGACCUCCCAACCCAGCAUGGGCGCCUUGGUGGCCUGCACCCGCGGGACACCCCUGGACACUGGCCUGGCACUGGAGAAGGUCUUUGAGUACAGUGAGUACUGGGAGGCGGCGCGGGGCCUCUACGCUGCCUUUGACUGCACGGCCACCAUGAAGUCGGGCAAUGCCGACGUCUACGAGAACGAGAUCCCGGGAGGACAAUACACCAACCUCCACUUCCAGGCUCACGCCAUGGGGCUGGGCCACAAGUUCAAGGAGGUCAAGAAAGCCUACGCUGAGGCCAACAAGCUCCUCGGGGACCUCAUCAAGGUGACGCCGUCGUCCAAGGUGGUGGGGGACCUGGCGCAGUUCCUGGUGCAGAACGGGCUGUCGCGUGCCGAGGCGGAGGCACGGGCGGAUGAGCUCUCCUUCCCCCGCUCCGUUGUCGAGUUCCUGCAGGGCCACAUUGGGGCCCCCCCCGGCGGCUUCCCCGAGCCCUUCCGCUCUCGGGUGCUGAAGGAGCUGCCGCGAGUUGAGGGGCGCCCGGGGGCAUCGCUGCCCCCCCUGGACUUCGAGGCGCUGAGCCGGGAGCUCCGAGAGCGCGACGGGGCCACCCCCAGCCCCGAGGAGCUGCUCUCGGCCGCACUUUACCCCAAGGUCUAUGAGGAAUUCCAGAACUUCCGCGCCUCCUUCGGGCCCGUCUCCUGCCUCGGCACUCGCCUCUUCCUUGAGGGACCCGCCAUCGCCGAGGAGUUCGAGGUGGAGCUGGAGCGUGGGAAGACGCUGCACAUCAAGGCGCUGGCGCUGGGUGACCUGAACGCGGCCGGGCAGCGCGAGGUCUUCUUCGAGCUCAACGGGCAGCUGCGCUCCAUCCUGGUCAGGGACAGCCAGGCCCUCAAGGAGAUGCACAUCCACCCCAAGGCCCAACGCGAUGUGCGGGGGCAGGUGGGGGCUCCGAUGCCGGGUGAGGUCGUGGAGUUGCGGGUGGAGGUUGGAGCUAAGGUGACCAAAGGCUCCCCCAUCUGCGUCCUGAGCGCCAUGAAGAUGGAGACGGUGGUGACAGCCCCCAUGUCCGGGACCAUCACCCGCCUCCACGUCCGCCCUGGCCUCAGCCUCGAGGGCGAUGACCUCAUCGCGGAGAUCGAGUAGGGGGACCGCCCCCAGACCCCAAAAUCCCCCCCUUUCACCCCAAAAUUCCACCCCAAAAGGACACCCCCCUGCUAAGAAACGGGACGCUGGCCCUUUAAGAGCCCCCCACCCCAAAACUGACCCCCACCUCACCCAUGACAGCCCCACCCAUGGGACCCCCAGACUCCCCCCUGGACCCCAAAAUCCCCUUCUUCCACCCCAAAAAUCCACCCCAAAAGGACAUCCCCCCUCAAGAAAUGGGUCACUGG